Messenger RNA from Prunus armeniaca (apricot), 270 nucleotides. The record is from the annotation of a GenBank genome assembly. NCBI's taxonomy places the organism in Eukaryota, Viridiplantae, Streptophyta, Magnoliopsida, Rosales, Rosaceae.
AUGGAUAACAACUGCUCCAAAGAGCAUGUUUUAGAGAGAGUCGGUGAUGGAGGCAUGAGGGAGUUGCCAGAGAACUCAUCGCCAAAACUAGAGGAAACAAACGAAGGCCUAGAGAAGUUGGAGAAAGAAGACAAAACAGUCCAAACAGAAGAGCUCGGCAGGGACAGUAAUCUAACAAGAACGAGGAGGUUGUUGAACAAGAAGGAAGGGGAGAAAGAGGAGCCCUUGAUGGAAUACAUUGCUAAUGAUCGUGAUUUUGCCGUUGUAUAA